Penaeus indicus is the source of this 2427-nucleotide messenger RNA. Its product is annotated as aminoacyl tRNA synthase complex-interacting multifunctional protein 2-like. The record is from RefSeq and is a predicted model, not a curated record. The transcript is spliced from 8 exons. Gene Ontology annotation, cellular component: aminoacyl-tRNA synthetase multienzyme complex. Lineage: Eukaryota; Metazoa; Arthropoda; Malacostraca; Decapoda; Penaeidae. Bases 440 to 2011 code for a protein of 523 amino acids. Gene Ontology annotation, molecular function: aminoacyl-tRNA deacylase activity.
AUUUACGCAGCUUCCCAAUGACACGGAGAGGGCUACUUGGGAAAUAAGAAGGGUGUAAUGUGCGAAAUGAUAGAUCGAUACGAGACGAUGUGGCAGCGAAGCAUGUGGUCUGAAAAGGUCAAGUUUAAUUAAAUCUAAGAGAUUAGAAUGCAUUUCUCACGUUCAAGAUGUUCAAGUUAACGCGUUUCUCAAAAACCACCAAAGACAAUAAAAAAAUUUUAUUACACGCACAGUAAUUACAUUUACCGGAACCAAUUCAGUCCCUGCAUACGGGAUUCCGACACCCUAUCGCGCCCGAAAGAGAAUCCGAUCCUACGCAUCUCCCCCUAAAGCCUUAUACACAAAUAUAACAGGAGAGACACCCAUUCCCCCGGCAGUGCUGUGUGAGUGCUCAAAGGAGAAGGGGACUCGUUGCCGAAAUCUCUUAAAUCUCUGCACAAUGUCAGUCGCAACGCCUAUGUAUGAAUUGCCAAAACAGGUGAAAAUGCCCCGGGCCGUGGAAUUGCCGGGGUGCAUGUACACAAUGGAGCCACUGAACCGGUUUUCGAGUAAAGAUCUGGCGCCCUCGUAUUAUGGAUCCACGUGUGCAUCGGCUGCUCUCAUCCAGGGGAGUUCUGCAGACGUAGCAGCACUGGAAGUUCGGCAAGAAACAGUGCUCCAGCGCCUGCGUGACCUCAAAUUACAACUGGAUAAGCUGCAAUCAAGCAAAUUUUCCUCUUUGUCUCCAUCUAAAAGCAACUCCACUGCCAUUGGUGCUGCAGCUCAGUCCUCGCCCCUAAAGACUGGAACUGUACAUGAUUUGGUGAUAUCAGCCAAUCCUAGCAGGCCCCCAUACUUUUUAGCUUUAUUAAGAAAGCUUUUAAAGGAUGCCGGCUAUCCUGUUUAUUCAGUCGACCAUCUUCACUCCUCUGUGCAUCAUGUUGAUGACUCUGUACGAGGAUACUUCUCUGAUAAGCCUCUUGGAGACCGAAAUAAGCAUAACUUGGCUUUUACCGUUCACUGGAAAGAGGUUGAGGCACCAAACUUGAUGGUGAAUCCCUUGCGGCAAACUGUAAUAUCUGGAGAAGCCAACAUUACACGCUACAUAUCUCGACUCUUCCCCCUAAGUUCUCCCUACAAUUAUGAAGCAACAGGAACCUUUUCUUCUAUUGCGGAGACAGACAACCUUCUAGAUCAGUUAGCAUCUCAGGCAGCCAGCAAAAAUAACAAAGAACGACAAGGUGCACUCAGACAAUUAAAUGGAAGGCUUGGAAAGACUUCUUGGUUAGUCAACAAUGAAUGUGGUAUUGCUGAUGUAUUCUUGUGGUCUGUGCUGAAGCAAGGAGGCCUGAAUGUUGGAGCUCCUGCAAACGUUGAUAAGUGGUACAAAAAGGUCGAUGCCAUGGCCAAGCUAGAAAUAAAUACGUUGAACUCUCAGAAUGAUACACAGAGCAAAUCAUCAUCACAGUCUGUUACCCCAGUUCAAACAAUGAAGAAGUCAGAUAACAAAAACAGCCUGACCUCUUGCAAGACUGAGUUUGUUGAUAGAAAUGGCCUAGAAAAGUACCUGAAGAGCUUAAACAUACCAUAUCAGGUACAAGACCAUGAAGAAGUCUUUACAGUGGAUGCCCUCAUGAAGAAUGUGAGAGCAAUGCCUGGCCUACACAUGAAAAAUCUCUUUCUGAAGGACAAGAAGAAAAACCUGUAUUUGCUUUCAGCUCGACACAAUGCCGAGGUAAAGCUCAGUGAGGUUGGAAAACAGUUAGGCACUAAGGAUUUAAGAUUUGGAGAUGAAACCAUAUUGUACAGCACCCUUGGAGUAAAACAAGGGUGUGUCACUGCCUUUGCACUCCUCAAUGACCGCAGUCACCAGGUCAAGUUCCUGCUGGAUUCAGAAGCAUUUAACGACUGUCACCCUUUUGUCAACUUCCAUCCCAUGUCGAAUGCUGCAACCUUAGGAGUGGCACCAAAAGACUUGAAGAAAUUUUUGAAUGCCUCUGGACAUGAACCGACAUUGAUAACAUUCAAUUAAAAUAGCCCGAUUUAACAUUUUACAGAGCUAUGAAUUAGGUUGAUUGGGAAAACAGCUUUAAGCAGUUAUAAUAAUAUAUAAGUGAAUAGAAUUUACAUUGUUAUGUAAAGAUUUUUUUUUAAUGUGUAUAUAUAUAGAUAGAUAGAUAUAUGCCAUGGUUGUAUAGAGAAAAUCACAUGCAAGAGGUUUGCUAUUUUGAGCAUGUUAUUGAUUGUUAGAUUUCACAUUUUUCCUCAUUUUAAAUAUGAGGGUGAAAAAAUUUGUAUUUGCUCAAGUGCAUCAAGAUUCAAUGCAAUACCAUGCUUUAUUACAAUCCAAAUUGAACUAGGGUUUUAUUACAAUAUGAAUUUUUCACUUAUUCUUAAUACAGUGACUUGAUAUUUGGCUUCCACUGAGUAAUAAAUUGUUAUUUAUGU